Molecule: messenger RNA, 9231 nt
Organism: Ornithodoros turicata
Lineage: Eukaryota; Metazoa; Arthropoda; Arachnida; Ixodida; Argasidae
Product: talin-2-like
Exons: 54
Coding region: 94-7899 (2601 amino acids)
Biological process (GO): cell-cell adhesion
Cellular component (GO): focal adhesion; ruffle; plasma membrane
Molecular function (GO): structural constituent of cytoskeleton; integrin binding; actin filament binding
Source: RefSeq, a predicted model, not a curated record
UUUGGGAUUACCGCGGUUGGGGUUGUGGAAGAGAAAAGAAGCGUGCCCCGUGGUGUGACCGAAGUUUGGCCCCAGACGAACUGGUGCUACAAUAUGAUGGUUCAGCAAAGGGCGAACGGAGGGCACCUGCUGGAUGGUAUGCCGCGGUACUCCUACUACGGACCGCCAUUACCGCAAAGGAGGGUGUUAGUGAGCAACGGGAUACCCCCAGCAGCGACCAUGGCGACGCUGUCCCUCAAGAUUAGUGUCCCCGAAAAUAAAGUGAUCAAGACAAUCCAGUUUGAUCCGAGCACGGUCGUCUACGAUGCCUGUCGUGUUAUCCGGGACAAGGUGCCAGAUCAGGGGCUGGGAGACAGUAAAGAGUACGGUCUUUUCUUGACCGAUGAUGAUCCCAAGAAGUCUGGUUGUUGGCUGGAAAAUGGGAAGUCCCUGGGAUACUACCUUCUUAAGUCCGGGGACACCUUGGAGUACCGCAAGAAGCUUCGACCACUAAGGGUGAAAAUGCUCGAUGGGUCGGUAAAGACCGUUUUGGUUGACGACAGUCAGCCCAUCGCCAACCUUAUGGUUGUCAUCUGCACAAAGAUUGGCAUCACAAACCACGAUGAGUUUUCACUGGUGCGAGACCUUCCUGAGGAGAAUGUAGAACCCAACACUGGGACACUAACUCUACGUAGGGAAAAGAAAGACAAAGAUCGAGACCAAAAGAUGGAACAGCUGAAGAAAAAGCUGAAGACGGACGACGACAUGAACUGGGUGGACCACUCCAAGACUCUGCGCGAACUAGGAAUCGAUGAAGACGAAAUGCUGACGCUGCGACGAAAGUACUUUUUCUCUGACUCCAAUGUGGAUUCGAGGGACCCCGUCCAACUUAACCUCCUCUACGUUCAGGCACGUGAUGCCAUAUUGAACACAACACAUCCUGUGACCGUGGAUGAAGCUUGCAAGUUUGCUGGGCUUCAGUGCCAGAUCCAAUUUGGGGAUCACAAUGAAACAAAGCACAAGCCGGGGUUUCUAGAUUUAAAGGAAUUUCUGCCCAAGGAGUUUUGCAAGAUCAAAGGCAUUGAGAAGAAAGUGUUUGCUGAACACAGAAAGCACAUAGGAACAUCUGAACUGGACGCUAAAGUGAAAUACGUGGCCCAGGCGCGAUCCCUGAAGACUUACGGAGUGACCUUCUUCCUUGUUAAGGAAAAAAUGAAGGGCAAAAAUAAGUUAGUGCCCCGUCUCCUCGGAGUUACCAAGGACAGCGUCAUGAGGCUGGACGAAAGGACGAAGGAGGUGAUUAAAGUGUGGCCUCUGACCACAGUGAGAAGGUGGGCUGCGUCACCAAACAGUUUCACUCUGGACUUUGGUGACUACUCUGAAUCCUACUACUCAGUGCAGACAACAGAAGGAGAGCAGAUUUCACAGCUCAUCGCCGGCUACAUCGAUAUCAUCCUCAAGAAGAAAAAGGCAAAGGACCACUUUGGCAUUGAUGGCGAUGAAGGCUCCACUAUGGUUGAGGACAGUGUGUCUCCUGCCAAGGCAACCAUAUGGCAGCAUACUCCUGCAGCAAAGCCUUCACUGCCAAACACAGAAUCAGUGGCACUCCCUGCAGUCAUACGUCCAGGCGCUACCGGCCCACAAGUAGGCCUGCCUGGACACAUGCCAGCACCGCACCAACAGGCUGAGAUGGGGAUCGCUGUCAACACACACACGGCCUCAAAGCCUCCACAGAAGCCCCGGGUGCAGAGCUUGUCAUCCGAUCCGCAACGCGCCCUCGUGAGCAGCAUCGACGCCGGACGCAAUGCAAUUGACAUAUCACUGAGAGAGCUUCAGGUUCCCGAACAGCGUCCUCAGCUGGGCACGGACCCAGCGUCUCUGCAAUGGAAGCAGAACAACCUGGACACCCGCAAGCAGAACCUCACUUCCCAAUUGGCCGCGAUGAAUGCUGCCACUGCACAGGUGGUCAGCCUGACCGCAGGUCCUCCUGAAGAUGUUGACAGCCCAGCCGUUGGACAGGCCAUCAGCACGAUCACCACCAACCUGCCGGAAAUGUCGAAGGACGUGAAGAUGAUCGCCGCGCUCAUGGACGACGAAGAUGCGGGAGAUAAACUGAUGGAUGCUGCACGCAAGCUCUGCAAUGCCUUCUCGGACCUCCUGAAGGCAGCAGAACCGCAGAACCGGGCUAUAGAGCCACGGCAGAACUUCCUGAACGUGGCAAGCCGAGUUGGAGAUGCAAGCCGUGCUGUUCUCUACACCAUUGGUGAAGAAGAUGAAGUCGACAGUGAACUCCAGGAUCAACUUCUAAGCGCGGCCAAGCAAGUAGCCAAUGCAACGGCUGCACUGGUACUGGAGGCCAAGAAUGUGGCAUCAACCUGCGACGAGCAAGAUCAGCAAAACAAAGUGAUCGGUGCUGCCACCCAGGGGGCCUUGGCUACAUCUCAGCUGGUAGCUUGCGCGAAGAUCGUUGCGCCAACCAUCACCAACCACAGCUGCCAAGAGCAACUCACCGAGGCUGCUAAAGAAGUUGGAAAGAGUGUCAACAACAUCGUCUACACUUGCCAGGAGUCGACGGGCGACGACAGGCUAUUGGCCGACCUCCGGGGAGCUGCUGCGAGCGUGACCCAAGCCCUGAGCGAGCUGCUGCUUCUGAUCCGUACGGCACCAGAGAGGCGAGCCCGUGUCUCCCAGCACGACGAGCCCCUGGACACCAUCCUGGAUGCCACAGACCGUCUGGUUUCCAGCACGGGCGAUGCCCCCGAGAUGGUCCGCCAGGCCAAGGUGCUGGCCAACGCUACGGCGCAGCUCAUUCAAGCCAUCAAGGGUGAAGCCCAGCAGCAGCCCGACUCGGAUGUCCAGAAGAGGCUCUUGGCAGCUGCGAAGGUGCUGGCAGAUGCCACCGCGCGCAUGAUCGAAGCAGCAAAGGGAUGUGCCAAGAACCCGCACGACUCGGAGACCCAAGCAGCACUGCGCAAAGCUGCAGAAGACCUGCGCAGUGCUACUAACGUUGCUGCAAGCAAUGCUCUCAAGAGGAAGCUCGUGCUUCGUCUUGAGAACGCAGCACGACACGCAGCUGCUGCAGCAACGCAGAAUAUUGCAGCUGCCCAGGGUGUAGCUGCAUACAACGAAAAUCCUCAGCUGCAGGACGAACUCACGGAGAGCUGUCGGGAUGUGGCUGGCGUGAUCCCACGAGUCGUACAGGGCAUUAAGGGCACUGUGGCAGAGCCAGACAGCGCUGCCAACCAACUUAGGCUCAUCUCUUCCUGUGAGGACAUGAUUGUGCCUACCUCGAAGCUGGUGACUGCAUCCAAGGCGUGUGUUCCAACUGUCUCUGACCCAGCGCACUCCACACAGCUGAACAACGCGCAAAAACAGACCGCCGCUGCACUCACGGACCUCCGCAGUGCACUGGGCAAGGCUCAGGAAGCAUGUGGAAGAAAACAUGAGGAGAUUGAUGCUGCUUUGGACCUGAUCAAGGAGCUAGACAAGGAACUGGAAGAGUUCCGUAAGGCUGCCCUUGCUCUGGAGCUCCGACCACUCCCUGGUGAAAAUAGUGACCUGUGUGCCCUGAAGUUGGGAGCCACUUCCAAGAUCGUGGGAUCAUCCAUGGCUCAACUCCUUACAGCUUCUUCCCAGGGUAAUGAAAGCUACACGGGCAUAGCUGCACGCGACACAGCCAAUGCUCUCAAGGACUUGACAAGUGCAGUUCGUGGUGUCGCUGCUACCACUGAUGACCGUGAUGUGCAGACGAGAAUAAUUGGUCACGCUCGAGAGGUGCUGGACCGGUCGGGCCACCUGCUCGAGGAAUCUCGGCACGCCGUGCUUAACCCGAGCGACCCCGGCAACCAGCAGCGGCUCACCCAGGUGGCCAAGUCCGUGUCUACGGCUCUCAACAACUGCAUCAGCUGCCUGCCCGGUCAGAAGGACGUGGACGACACAAUACGCUCCAUCACGGAAAGUACGCAGGCUCUCAACAACCAGGACUUCCCAGUGAGUAACAAGUCCUACGGCGAACUGCAAUCGCACCUCAACGAGGCUGCCGCGAACCUCAACGAGGCAACGAGCCACGUCGUCCAGUCUUCGAGGGGCAACCACGUGCAGCUCGCGUCUUCGGUGAAGCGUUUCGGCAACGCCUUCGGCGACCUGCUGGGAUGCGGCAUGGAAAUGGCGGGCCAGACCAAGGACCAAGAGGUGCGCGGUCAGAUGGUGGUCAGCAUGAAGAACGUGUCCAUGGUGUCCAGCAAGUUGCUGGUGACCGCCAAGUCUGUGGCCGCCGACCCGAGCGCUCCGAACGCCAAGACUCAGCUGGCCGCCGCAGCGAGGGCCGUCACGGACAGCAUCAACCACCUCGUGGACGUCUGCACGUCCGCGGCUCCGGGACAGAAGGAAUGCGACAGCGCCGUGAGAGCCAUACAAAUGAUGCGGCCUCUGCUUGACCAGCCAAAUGAACCGAUCAACGACCUUACGUACUUCGACUGCCUGGAUGCCGUGGUGGACAAAUCUCGUGUCUUGGGUGAUGCCAUGACGGGCAUAGGAAAUCAUGCGAAACGGAGCGAACAUGAACGCUUUGGUGAUUCUGUCAAGGAAGUUUCCGGCGCCAUCUGUGGCUUGGUGGAGGCCUCAGCACAGGCUGCAUACCUUGUGGGAGCUUCGGACCCAACUAGUGUUGUGGGUAAGCAAGGUCUCGUGGACCUAGCUCAUUUUGCACGAGCCAGCCAAGCCAUCCAGAUGGCUUGUCAGCAACUCUCCAACCCAGCCUCUUCACAGCAACAGAUUCUCUCCGCGGCUACAGUAAUAGCCAAGCACACGUCCUCGCUGUGCAAUGCUUGUCGGGUGGCUUCUUCGAAGACGACAAACCCUGUGGCCAAACGCCACUUUGUACAGUCCGCCAAGGACGUAGCGAGUGCAACGGCCAGUCUGGUGAAAGAGAUUAAGGUGCUGGACCAGGAUCCGAGCGACUCUAACCGACACAAGUGCAGCGAGGCAACUCGACCACUCGUGGAAGCUGUCGAGAGCCUCACCACGUUUGCAAGUUCCCCAGAGUUUGCUGGCAUUCCCGCACGCAUCAGCUCUAAGGCCAGGGCUUCCCAGGAACCGAUCACAUCUGCUGGUAAAAGCGUGAUCGAUGGGUCUUGCAACAUGAUAAUGUCGGCCAAGUCGUUAGCCCUGAAUCCCAAGGACCCACCCACAUGGCAGAGUCUGUCCAACCACAGCAAGGGCGUCUCCGAUGGUAUAAAACGCCUGGUGUCCGCAAUCAGAGACCGCGCACCUGGCCAAAAGGAGUGCGACGAAGCCAUAGACAAGUUGAAUGCCUGUAUCCGCGAGCUAGACCAGGCCUCUCUCAACAUCCUCAGCCAGAAUGUGCUUCCACAUGCGGAUAGUACUCUCAAGGCCUACCAAGAACAGAUGGAGAACAGUGCUACGGCCAUCUUGGAAAACAUAGAGCCUUUCAGACAAGCCGCAAAGGGCGAAGCCGAAAAACUGGGACAUUCGGUCAGCCAAACAGUGGGCUACUUAGGACCUCUUGUUCAAAAUGCCAUCAUUGGAGCCUCGCACACACUCAAUUCUAAGCAACAGAUGGCGCUGCUCGACCAAACAAAGUCUGUCGCUGAGAGCACCCUGCAGCUUGUUUACGCUGCCAAGGAAUCUGGAGGCAAUCCCAAGGCCGUACACGCGCACGGGGAUGUUGAUGAGACCGCAGACACCACCCGCGUCGCACUGCAGGAUCUCUUGCGCACUCUCGAGACAGCCGCCACCGAGGCUGGAGUCGUCACCGGUUUGGUUGAGUCCGUCAGCAAGGCAAUGACCCGUCUGGACGAACGCACCGUCACCACGACCAUCAUCACGGAACAGUCUUUUGUCGACUACCAGACCCGCAUGGUGAACUCGGCCAAGGAAGUUGCACGUGUGGCCCAGGACAUGGUGGCACGUUCGGGGCACGAACCGCAGCGGCUUACCCCGCUGGCUGCGGACCUGUCCCACCACUACGGGGCGCUAGCCGCUGAUGCUCGGGGUGCCGUGGCUGCUACGGCUAAUCCAGAUGUAUCUGCACGCAUCCGUAAUGGAGUGCACGAGCUGGGCCGUGCGUGCAUCGAACUGACCAAGUCAGCAGGAUCUUGCCAGAGCAACCCUGGGGACAUGUAUGCACAGAGGGAGGUCGCCGAUAAUGCCAGGGUGGUUUCUGAAAAGGUGUCUCAUAUCCUGGCAGCCCUUCAGGCCGGAUCUCGAGGCACCCAAGCGUGUAUCAACGCAGCUUCAACCGUGAGCGGCAUCAUCGGGGACCUGGACACCACCAUCAUGUUCGCUACGGCCGGGACACUGCAUUCGGAGAACGACGAAAAGUUUACCGAUCAUAGAGAGAACAUACUGAAGACCGCCAAGGCGCUGGUAGAAGACACCAAGACCCUGGUGGCCGGAGCCGCGUCGAGCCAGGAGCAGCUCGCCGUGGCCGCUCAGAAUGCCGUCACAACGAUCCUGCAGCUCUCCGAAGUCGUCAAGCGUGGCGCCGCCUCCCUGGGGGUCCACAACCCCGAGGCGCAGGUGCUGCUCAUCAAUGCGGUGAAAGACGUCGCCUCGGCCCUCGGAGACCUGAUCCACGCCACCAAGGCCGCCUCUGGCAAGAACGUUAACGACCCUGCCAUGGUCUACCUUAAGGAAUCUGCAAAGGUGAUGGUGACCAACGUGACAUCGUUGCUGAAGACAGUAAGAGCCGUAGAGGACGAACACGCCCGCGGAACACGAGCGCUUGAGUCGACGAUAGAGGCGAUCUUCCAAGAAGUUCGGGCGUUUGAGUCGAGCGACCCGCCGAUGCGGAAGGUGACCGCGGAAGACUUGGUACGCGUGACGAAACCUGUCACGCUAGCCACCGCGAAGGCAGUUGCCGCCGGCAACAGUGUCAAGCAGGACGACAUAACUGUGGCUGCCAACAUGGGAAGGAAAGCCAUGUUUGACCUCCUCACCACUUCCAAGGCAGCGUCAUACCUGGCAGAGACCAAUGAACUGAAGGUGCGAGUGACCUCUUCCAGCCGAGACUGUGCUGUUCGCUACAGAGAGUUACUGCAGAUGGUGCUUCAGGUCGUCCAGAAGCCGACCCAGGAGGGCAAGCAGUCGCUGGUGACGUGCUCGCGGAACAUAGCAACGGCCGUGACUGACAUCGUGUCCGCUGCUGAGGCCCUCAAGGGCGGUGACUGGGCAGAUCCUGACGACCCCACAGUAAUUGCGGAGACCGAACUCCUCGGUGCGGCCUCUUCCAUUGAGGCAGCUGCACGCAAGUUAGCCAAUCUUCAACCUCGACGAGUUAGCAUUAAGGAAGCAGACGAGAACCUCAACUUUGACGAAAUGAUUUUGGAAGCUGCCAAGUCCAUUACCGCGGCGACAUCUGCUUUGGUGCGCGCAGCUUCGGCCGCGCAGAGGGAGCUUGUCGCUGAAGGAAAGCUUGGAGCACGUCCCCUGUACAGGUCGGAUGAUGGCCAGUGGUCUGAAGGACUCAUUUCAGCGGCACGGCUGGUUGCCGCUGCAACGCACAGCCUCGUGGAGGCAGCCAACUGGCUGGUGCAGGGCCAGGCUUCCGAAGAGAAGCUAAUCUCUUCAGCGAAGCAGGUUGCCAGCUCAACAGCCCAACUGCUCGUGGCCUGCAAGGUGAAGGCCGAUCCCGACUCAAAGUCGAUGCAGCGCCUGCAAGCAGCGGGCAACGCAGUGAAACAGGCGACGGACCACCUCGUCCGCUCGGCUCAACAGUCCAUAGAGCACGAGGAGGAGUUCCGGCUCGUGAUCAACCGCCGCAUGGUCGGCGGAAUCGCGCAAGAGAUCAUCGCUCGCGAAGAGAUACUCCGGAAAGAGCGCGAGCUCGAGGAGGCCCGCGUCAAACUGGCCCAGUUGAGGCGCGCCAAGUACGGCAAUGCGGAGGAUGCGCCCUAUUGAGGCGGUGUCUUAACAGCGUUGAUGUCUUAACAGGAUUUGAGAGCGGCUUCGAAGCCAGAGUCACGAGCCGUCGGCUGAAUCGCUACCAUACAAUGUACAUACGUAAGAGUGCAGGUGCAAUGGAGUGAUGUGGUACGAUUUGAAAAAAAAAAAAAAAAAAUCAUCAUAUCAAAAUACUGUUUUUUUUUUCCCUAGAGCUUAUAAGACUAGAGCGUCACAAAUCGUGAGAUGUUCAUACACUGGGUAGAGCCGACUACAUUAGGCGCCACUACUUAAAGCAAGAAGUGAACACUUGGGGCGCUUUUCAAAUUUGUGUGCAGAAAUUAUUUAUGGGCGUAAUUUACGCGUCGCUUCGAUUUGAUGGUGCAUUUUUUGGUUGUCGCUCAGAUGAGCCACAUGCACCAUAAAAAUUUUUGAAACCAACAUGAGAAGUGGCACAGAAUGUUAUUCACACUCUCCCGUUUCUGAUUCGCUCAGAUGAGCGCAUGGACGAGCGAAACAGAGUGUGCAGCCUAGUGCUAUUUCCUUCCACUAGGCUAUUUGUUAAUUGUUACGGAGUGCUUUAACCCAGUUUCAGCCAAAACUGACAGCAACGAUAACGGAACAUUUUACGUACCUGCAGCAAAGUUGGACCUACGUGUCUACGUUGUCAUAGUACCAGGCCAGGAAGAAGUGCAGAGGCACGUUGUUGGAACCUUGUGUAGAGGGCUGUUGGUGCUGUUUUGACGUUGUUGCUUCCUGGACGAUUUACUGUAUUAACCGCUGCAGGAUGCAGGACGCUGCGGCAAAGAAGUGCCAAUGUUACGAGAAGGAAGGUCCAACGGUGACUGCAUUUACACGUCGAACGAAGCAGAUUUUUCGGUCUUUUUUUUUUUUUUAGUAGUGUUGCUGGGUGUCUAAUAUUUUAAACGUUUUUUAUACGCGUCAUUCCUAGCAAAACGCCAGCACUUUCUGGCAUUGUUAGGGUCCCGUUUUUUUAGCAUCUCACGCCUAACAGGAGAGAGAGAGAGAGAUUUGUUGCAUCAUCAGAGUUUGUAUAUGUCAGCAUCGUUCUGCAUGCAGCUGCUGAGAUCGACCAUUAUUUUGCUAACCCCUUUUUUUUAUGGAGGAAGCAUAGUGUAGUGAACAGUGUGCAGAGGUGUAGAAAGAGUUUUGCGCUAGCUUGCUACUCGGGCAAAGAAUAUUUGGUGAAAGUGCAAAGUCAAGUGCCUUAGGUUGUUUUCGUCUUGUUGAUCCUCGCCAUUUUCGUGCGUCAACAACAACUCGUUGACGCACUGGUGCUUCUGGAUGACGAUGUGCCCAAAUGAAAUAAAUAUCUGCCUUCCAAGCUUU